CCCAACCCUUCGUUGUGUUUCUCAUGCAUAACGGUGGAUAAUUUAUGUCGUGCGUGCUACUAGUAUCGGAGCUCCUGUUUUAUGCAGCAAAACCCUAUCGAAAUCGCAAGCCCUAAUUUCCAUCGACACGAAUUGGUGUACAGUCUUUGAGAUCCCCGACGACCUCCAUGGACGCCCAAAGAGCUCUUCUUGAUGAGCUCAUGGGAGCAGCUCGUAAUCUGACGGAGGAAGAGAAGAAAGGCUACCGGGAAAUCCAUUGGGAUGAUAGGGAGGUCUGUGGACCAUUCAUGGUCCGCUUUUGCCCUCACGAUCUCUUUGUGAAUACGAAGAGUGAUCUCGGAGCGUGCCCUAAGAUCCACGAUCUGAAGCUCAAAGAGAGCUUUGAGAAAUCUCCUAGACAUGAUGCGUACGUUCCUAGAUUUGAAGCCGAGCUCGCCCAAUAUUGUGAGAAACUGGUGAUGGACUUAGAUAGAAAAGUGAAGCGUGGACAGGAACGGCUGGCACAGGAGGUUGAUUUGCCAACUGGUCCUGUCUCAGCCGAGAAAUCAGAACAGUUAUCAGUGCUUGAAGAAAAAAUUAAAAAGUUACUGGAACAGAUAGAGACUCUUGGAGAAGCUGGCAAGGUUGAUGAGGCAGAAGCACUCAUGAGGAAGGUGGAUCUGUUGAAUGCUGAGAAGACAGCUCUUACACAGAAUGACAAGUUGGCUCUUACUCAAGAGAAGAAGAUGGCUCUCUGUGAAACAUGUGGUUCUUUCCUGGUUGCAAAUGAUGCUGCUGAGCGGGUCCAGUCUCACGUAACUGGCAAGCAGCACAUCGGGUAUGGAAUGGUGCGGGAUUUUAUCAAUGAGUUCAAGGCUGUAAAGGAAAAGAAAAGAGAAGAAGAAAGGCUUGCUAGAGAUAAGGAAGCUGAAGAAAGGAGAAAACAAAGGGAGAGGGAAAGUGAGCAUAGAGGUAGAGGAAAUGAAAUGAGUGGCAGAGAACGCGAUAGAUAUCGUGAACGAAGUCAUGAACAGGAGAGAUCCCAUGGAUUUAUUGGAAGGAGUAGCUUGGAUGGUGGAAAAGGAUCAGAUUGGAAUCGUAAUCAAUACAGGAAUGGGAGAGACUGGGACAGGGAAAGGUUUCGCAGGAAUGGAGAAGUGCCACGAGAUAGGGCGCGUGGAAGGAGUAGGUCUCGUUCUCCAGUUAGGCAUGGCUAUCGGAGAUAAUUAUGCAGUCCAGUUUAUCUAAUACUAAUAUAUAUUGUACGAAAUCUGUCAAGCUCAGAGUGAAGAGGUAGACCAUCUUGUCUCUUUUUUUUUUUUGGGUUGUUCUUACAUGUGUUUGAAUUUAAAUGCCCCUAUUGGUGAAACUCUUUUCCCAUGCUAACAGCUUUGCUGAAAACCUAUUUUUCUUUAGAGGAGAUGAACUGAGGUAGGCACCAUACAUCUUUAUAUUCUUAGUUCUUCAUAUAUCAUUUGGAUAUGGAACUAUUCUGCUGAAAGCUCCUGUGUGUGUUUAAGCCUUAUUCUCAGAACCUCCAUUCAUUAGGUUUGUUUCUUCUGGUCUUAAUUAAGAUCUCAUACGCAUUCAUUUGCUGGAUGAUGGACGACUAACAAAGCUUAAUCUACUGGAAGGUAACAUGGUUUUCUUACUUGCAAUAGGAGUUUAUAAGAUGAAUUUCCAUGACGGGGUAAUACCCAGAGCUAUAUUUUCACCGGCAAGCACUCUGAAUUUUUUUUUUUUGGUGCUAGAAAUCCCUCUUAUUUUAGGCACUAGAGCAAUCCAUACAUUCACCGAAAAACUGUUGCAGGUAAACCUUCUUUCUUCAAGGCUGAACAAAUUCCAGAGCAGUAGCACGCAUCAUGUAAUUGUUGAUUCGAUAUGUUUCAUUCCAUGAAAUCAAAAAAUGCAUGCAAUUGGAUAAUUUAAGUUCCCUACCCGUUUCUCCUUGUGGCUCUCAAGGAGCAUCCAUGCUAGUUUUGAUGAAUGUGCAUGUUCGUAUGAAAUGUGUGCAUGAAGGGACUAACAUUCUGAAAAUCUUGAAAAUGUAAUAUUCUGAAAAUUUUAAUGUGCCCAGUUUGGAAGCAUGCAUUAUAGUUCAAUUAUUUUUA
Molecule: messenger RNA, 2090 nt
Organism: Phalaenopsis equestris
Lineage: Eukaryota; Viridiplantae; Streptophyta; Magnoliopsida; Asparagales; Orchidaceae
Product: luc7-like protein 3
Exons: 8
Coding region: 168-1205 (345 amino acids)
Biological process (GO): mRNA splice site recognition
Cellular component (GO): U1 snRNP; U2-type prespliceosome
Molecular function (GO): mRNA binding
Source: RefSeq, a predicted model, not a curated record